UCUCACAUUUUCAAGUCAAAAAGAAAGAAAACUCACACAUUCCCUUUCUAUAUAUAUCUUACAUCAAAGCCUCAUUAUUCUCAUCCAUUAUCCAUUUUCAAUCUAUCUCUCACCAAAUUCUCAUUCUCCAUCUACACCUUAUUUCUUGCUAAUUGUCACUUUAAACAAAGAUUUGAAGCAAACUUUUUGACACAAAGGAAAACAAACAUGUUGGGAAUUUUCAAGGAAAAGUUGGUGAAUGCACCAAAAGAGCUUAACAGUCCAGCUUCUCAGAAUUCAAACACUAAGAAAGCUAAACCAAGUCAUGAAAUUCUUAGAGAUUUCAUGUCAUGCAAUUCCUCUAAUGCUUUUUUCAUGACAUUUGGAAAUGAUGCUUUAUUGGCUUAUUCCCCUUCAAACACACCCUCCAUUUAUCAAAGGUUGUUUAGUGGUUUGGACAACAUUUAUUGUGCUUUCCUGGGAAAUCUGAACAACCUCAGUCAAUUGAACAAGCAAUAUGGGCUGUCAAAGGGAAGCAACGAGGCCAUGUUCAUCAUCGAGGCGUAUCGGACACUUCGCGACCGAGGUCCAUAUCCUGCUGAUCAAGUUCUCAAAGAAUUUGAAGGAAGCUUUGGAUUUGUGAUCUAUGACCAUAAAAAUGGAACAGUUUUUGCUGCAUCUGGUUCUGAUGGCCAAAUUGGACUGUAUUGGGGUAUUGCAGCUGAUGGGUCAGUGGUAAUUUCUGAAAAUUUGGAGCUUGUUAAAUCAAGUUGUGCUAAAUCAUUUGCACCAUUUCCAAAUGGGUGUUUGUUUCAUAGUGAGCAUGGUUUGUUGAACUUUGAACAUCCAACAAAGAAGAUGAAAGCAAUGCCUAGGAUUGACAGUGAGGGUGUUAUGUGUGGGGCCAACUUCAAUGUUGAUUCUCAAUCAAGGAAUCAGAUGAUGCCACGUGUUGGUAGUGAAGCUAAUUGGUCUACUUGGGGACAGACAUGAUUACUAGUGUCAUCAUAAAUGAAUAAUCUAAGUUAAUUGAGCAACUUAAUAGUGUGAUGAGGGAUAGCUUCUUUGCAUUUAUUAGUCCUUUUGGGGCAGCUAGUUUUUCUUGUAUUGUUUUGUACAUUUUUGUGAUUUAAUGUUGAGCAAUUAGUGUUUAUCAUUUCCAAUAUAAAUAAGAUGAAGUUUUUAGUUUUGACUAA
Lathyrus oleraceus (garden pea) is the source of this 1175-nucleotide messenger RNA. Its product is annotated as stem-specific protein TSJT1. The record is from RefSeq and is a predicted model, not a curated record. The transcript is spliced from 5 exons. The coding region runs from base 208 to 972 and encodes 254 amino acids. NCBI's taxonomy places the organism in Eukaryota, Viridiplantae, Streptophyta, Magnoliopsida, Fabales, Fabaceae.